AUGAAGAGAGAUCCUUUUACUUCAAGAUUAGCAAAUGAUCAAACGUCUUUUAAUUCUAAGUCGCAUUAUACAUCUCUUUUGCUAAUCCCAUCAACCCAAAGAAAUAAGGAUUUCAAGAGAGGAUAAAGUAUAGGCCCAAUUGUUGAAUAAAAUAAAUUACAGCCUCCAGCAUCAAGCUAGGGAGUUGGGGAAAGAUUAGCCUAGACUCUCAGUUCUUUUUAAAGGCCAACUACCGGAAAAAAAAGUAGUAAACACACAAUGAAUAGUUUAUCUCCUAUAUCUAUAAACGCAAGACAUCUAACAACCUUUCAAUAAAGAGAUCAUUCAGUGGCAUCUUUGACUGAUAGUAUAAAGAAUACGAAUAAUAAUUUGAAAGUGGCCAAAGAAUCACAUAAUAGCUUUAUCAAACAAUUCAAAUUACUUGAUAAGUAGCUUGAGACUCUAAAUUUGUAAAGAAAAGAAUAACUUGUUGAAUAUGAAGUAGUUAAAACAAAAUUAUCUCAACUAAGUCUUUAUCUGCUUUAAGAUAUUGAUAUGAACAGAGCUUUUUCAUCAGUUAGAUAGCUCGAAUCUAAUCAGAUUAAUAUUCUGGAAUAGUUCUUAUCAGAAAUCUAGAAGACAUGUAGAGCUCAGCUAGCUUUCAAUAUUUAAGGUAUUGGAUUAAUGGACAUAAACCAAGUUACUAUAUAAUACGAUAAAAAAAGAGCUAUUAGUAACUAAAAAUCAGCUGCUAAAUCAUUGAUAGCAGAGAGAUUCUACUUUAAAGAAUCUCCUUGA
Stylonychia lemnae is the source of this 777-nucleotide messenger RNA. NCBI's taxonomy places the organism in Eukaryota, Ciliophora, Spirotrichea, Sporadotrichida, Oxytrichidae. The record is from the annotation of a GenBank genome assembly.